Fragaria vesca subsp. vesca is the source of this 1008-nucleotide messenger RNA. RefSeq names its product gibberellin 2-beta-dioxygenase 8-like. The transcript has 4 exons. The record is from RefSeq and is a predicted model, not a curated record. NCBI's taxonomy places the organism in Eukaryota, Viridiplantae, Streptophyta, Magnoliopsida, Rosales, Rosaceae. Bases 1 to 1008 code for a protein of 335 amino acids.
AUGGACUCGGACCCACCAUUUCACAAGGUCUACAAGUCCUUAUUCGACAACGACAACAGCAAAGACCAAGAUGCGAUGAAGGCAGUCGUCGAGGAAUGCGAGCUCCCUCUGAUUGAUCUGCGGCGACUAGAGCUUGGGGACUCGGAGGGAGAAGAGUGCAAGUCGGAGAUAGCUAGGGCAUCGCAGGAGUGGGGAUUUUUCCAGGUUAUGAACCAUGGGAUUUCAAGCGAGCUUUUGCAGAAGAUGAAGAGUGAGCAAGAGAAGGUGUUCAAGCAAUCGUUUGACAAGAAGAGCCAAGAACAGAAGUACUUUAACUUUUCUGCAGGUACUUACCGUUGGGGAAGUCCUACGGCGACAAGCCUGAGACAGUUAUCAUGGUCUGAAGCUUUUCACAUUCCACUCAACAAGGUUUCUGCCACCACGGCUGCUGGUGUCGACGAUCUCAGCUCAACGAUGGAACAGUUUGCCACAACAGUUUCUAGUCUGGCACUGAAAUUAGCUGAGAUUUUGGCAAAGAAAUUGGGACACAAAUCGACAUUCUUCCACGAAAACUGUUUGCCGAGCACUUGCUAUCUUCGGAUGAACAGAUAUCCACCAUGUCCGAUCCCUUCAGAUGUAUUCGGUUUGAUGCCGCACACUGACAGUGACUUCCUCACUAUAUUGCAUCAAGACCAGGUUGGGGGACUGCAAUUGGUGAAAGAUGAUCGAUGGAUCGCAGUCAAGCCUAAUCCUGAAGCUCUGAUCAUCAACAUUGGGGAUUUAUUUCAGGCAUGGAGCAACAAUGUCUACAAGAGUGUGCAGCAUCGAGUUGUAACAAAUAUGCAAGUUGAACGAUUCUCCACUGCAUACUUCUUUUGUCCAUCUUAUGAAACCAUGAUAGAGAGUUGUUGCGAGCCUUCGGUUUAUAGAAAAUUCAGCUUUGGGGAGUAUCGACAUCAAGUUCAAGAGGAUGUCAAACAAUCGGGUUCUAAAAUAGGCCUUCCUAGGUUUCUAUUGUGUAAUUAUUAG